This is a messenger RNA of Mesocestoides corti, 1548 nucleotides long. The record is from the annotation of a GenBank genome assembly. Lineage: Eukaryota; Metazoa; Platyhelminthes; Cestoda; Cyclophyllidea; Mesocestoididae.
AUGUCCGAUGCAGUUCCGCGGUUAGCGGAUGGUUUUGAUGCAACAGCAUCUCCAUUUGCACUGGCCAGCAAUAUCAGAGCGCGCACAACCGGACCUUCCAAUGUGCCGAGCUCCAGUGAGGGUAAUGCGCCUUCAAAACAUCGACGCGAAGGCUCAGCCGCGCAGGACCCUGGACGAUGCUGCAAGAAAACGCCGCCUGGCCACAGGAAGGCGAAGUAUCCAAUCGCUUUUAUCGCGUCUACUUGGGGCUUCCUCACUAACAUCGAGAGAGCUAUCAUCCUUCCGACAAUGUGGCUUUUCUUCAAGAAUUACUGGGGCGAGGCUACUGCCGCCAGUUUCUACCCAAGUACUCUCGGAGUUUUCAGUUUGUCAAUUUUGAUUGCUACGCCGUUAUUCGGCUGCGCUGGCCACGCCAAAGUCAACGUAAAGUAUCUGCUCCUCCUGGCCAACCUCUUGGAGGUGGUUGGCAAUUUGGCGUACCUUUGUGCCUCCAGUCCUUGGCUCGUAUUCAUCGGACGCAUGAUAGCCGGUGUUGGAGCUAGUUGCGAGCCUCCCAUGUACGCGGAUCUCACGCGGGCCACCGAGUUUCACGAGCGAACACCCUUUAUCAUCGUUCUUUUACUCUCGCGCCAGGUUGGGCUCAUUUUUGGCCCCGCAUUUACCCUCAUCUUAGACCGACUCGACGUACAAGUCUUCGAUAUGAAAGUUAAUGUCUAUAACGGUCCUGGAUUGGUUAUGGCUUGUCUCUGGGUCCUACAUUCCAUACUUAUUCUGAUCUUCUACCCUAACCUCGACAAAUCGGGAGUCUAUUCUGAUGACGUACAAAAGUCUGCCUCUGGCACCAUCAUUCCCACCUCAGAUGAAGGCGCCCCGAACACACGUGUGGAGGUUCGCUUUACUGGUUUCUGGCAGUACCGGUUUCUCACUCUCUACGCCACCACCUUUGCGUCGUACUACUCCGUUAUGGCACUUGAAUCAGUUCUCUCCCCACUGGCGAAUCGCGCUUUCAAUUGGGGCGCUGUUGAAGUGAGUUACAUAUACAUUGCAGCCAGUAUUUUGGUAAUAGUUGUGUCUGGCAUCAUGCACUUUAUGUCCAAGUGUAUCGAGGAUCGCAAGCUGAUUGUUGUUGGUCUCGUUUUCCUGAUUGUUUCCUACACUUACCUCACUGUGGUAAUCGAUUCCCUUGGCCCCUUGGGUGAAUGGGGCAAGGCGCUCGUAGUAGUGGGCGUUGGGAUCCACGUGAUUGGAAUGCCCUUCCCACUAGCCAUCUCGGAGUCUCUGUACACCAAGUUCGUUCCUGCGCCGAGGCUGGAUCACGCCCAGACGAUCCUGCGAACAGUGAUCAACGUGGCCUUCCUCGUGGGGCCGUACGUCGGUGGCAGCUUCCAGGCUCAGCCCACGUCGGUCUUCAUGUCAAUGGUACUCAUCAACUUCAUCUCUCUGGCGAUGUUUCUGUGCAAAUUUGGCGAUUUCCAGAUCACCCCUGAAAUGCAGGUGGACAACGCCCCUGCCUCUGUUCGACCCGACAAGUCCCAUCUUAGCGUAUAG